This is a messenger RNA of Alligator mississippiensis (American alligator), 5763 nucleotides long. It is a transcript of the gene NPNT, whose product is annotated as nephronectin. Bases 78 to 1901 code for a protein of 607 amino acids. Gene Ontology annotation, molecular function: calcium ion binding. The record is from RefSeq and is a predicted model, not a curated record. The transcript is spliced from 13 exons. Gene Ontology annotation, cellular component: membrane. Lineage: Eukaryota; Metazoa; Chordata; Crocodylia; Alligatoridae.
CUGCGCCUCGCCGCCGGGCUCGCGCCUGCCGCAGACCUGCCGCCGCCGCCGCGCUCGGAGCCGGCCUGGUGCGGGCAAUGGCCCCGCUGCUGGGCGUCGCGCUGCUGUGCUGCCUGCCCCUCGCGGCGGCCGGGGAGCUGGACGGGAGGUGGCGUAGGCAAAUAGUUUCCUCAACAGGAUUGUGUCGGUUUGGAAGUAGGAUUGACUGUUGCUGGGGCUGGGCCCGUCAUUCGUGGGGGCAGUGCCAACCUUUCUACGUCUUAAGGCAGAGAAUAGCCAGGCUGAGGUGCCAGCUCAAAGCCAUAUGCCAGCCUAGAUGCAAACAUGGUGAAUGUGUUGGACCAAACAAAUGCAAGUGUCACCCAGGAUACACUGGAAAAACCUGCAACCAAGAUCUUAAUGAGUGUGGACUAAAGCCUCGGCCAUGCAAACACCGAUGCAUGAACACCUACGGCAGCUACAAGUGCUAUUGUCUGAAUGGAUACAUGCUCAUGCCGGAUGGAACGUGUUCUAAUGCCCUUUCUUGUUCUAUGGCUAACUGUCAGUAUGGCUGUGAUGUAGUGAAAGGAGAGGUCCGCUGCCGGUGUCCUUCUCCAGGGUUGCAGCUAGGGCCUGAUGGCAGGACCUGUGUAGAUGUUGAUGAGUGUGCUACUGGGAGAGUUAUCUGUCCCAGAUUUAGGAAAUGUGUUAACACUUUUGGGAGCUACAUUUGCAAGUGCCAUAAAGGCUUUGAUUUAAUGUACAUUGGAGGCAAAUAUCAAUGCCAUGAUAUAGAUGAAUGCUCAGUUGGCCAAUAUCAGUGUGGUGGUUUUUCCCAUUGUUACAAUACACAGGGAUCCUACAAGUGUAAAUGUAAAGAAGGCUACAGAGGUGAUGGAACAAACUGCAUACUUAUUCCUAAAGUUAUGAUUGAACCAUCAAGUCCAUAUAACAUAUUCAAAGGCAACAGUACACGUCUUAAGGGCAGCAGUGGUAUGACCAAUAGGGUUCCUGAUAAUGGAAGCACAAGACAGCCACUUAGACCACCACAUAUACCUGCUGUUAUUACAGCAAGGCCUGCACCCAAGCCAACAGUAAGACCUACGCCCAAGCCAACUACGCGGCCUGCACCCAAACCAACUAGCAGAUUUGCACCAAAGCAGGUUACAACAAGACCAGUAUUGAAACCAGCAACAAGGCCUCCACCACCUCCACAACCAGCAACAUCAGUGAGUACACCACCACCAGAAAGAAUGCCAGGGUUAACAACGGAAGACCCUUCCCUUGUGCUUGCGGAAGGUACCUCUCCCCCUGGAAUUACAGUUGACAACAGGAUACAAAUAGAUCCGCAGAAACCAAGAGGGGAUGUUUUUAUUCCCCGCCAGCCAGGAGUGAGCAAUAAUCUAUUUGAAAUAUUUGAAAUUGAAAAAGGGAUUAGUGCAGAUGAGUAUGAAGCAAAUGAUGAUCCAGGUAUCCUGGUGCACAGCUGUAACUUUGAUAGUGGUCUCUGUGGCUGGAUCAAGGAUAAAGAUGAUGAUUUACAUUGGGAACCAGUUGCCAAUCCAUCAGGUGGACGGUAUCUUACAGUCUCUGAAUCCAAGGACAAAGAGGGAAGAGUAGCACGUCUGGUCCUGUCUCUUGGCCAGUUGGCUCAUUCAGGGGACUUGUGUCUGUCCUUUAGACACAAGGUAUCUGGACUACAUCCUGGUGCACUCCAAGUAUUUGUGAGAAAAAAUGGUACUCACGGACCAGCAGUCUGGGGAAGAAAUGGUGGCCAUGGUUGGAGACAAACACACUUAACUUUACAUGGCUCAGGCCUCAAGAGCGUUAUUUUCAAAGGCGAAAAAGGAAAAGGGAGAACUGGUGACAUUGGACUGGAUGAUGUGAGCUUAAAGAAAGGCCACUGCUCUGAAAGACAUUAGCAAUGCAAGUCGACUGGCAAAGAACAUCUGUUAAUCUCCCCUUUCCCCUUAAUCCUACUCCCAUCAAGUGUGUAACCCCCCUCCCCCGAUCCUUUGGGCAAAAAGGAGAAAUAUUUAAAGAGUGACCACUUCUUGUUUGCUUAUUUUGUGCAAUCCUAGUGAACUUCCACUUAUACAAUGUCUAAGGACACAAACUCCAAGCCAGUAUUGGAUGCUACCGUUAACUUGUUCCUGAUCAUUCCAUGCCUACAGGAUGAUCAUAUUGAAAGUCUUCUCCCCACACUUCUUAUACCCCAUUAAAAGGGGCAAAUUGUAGCUAAAGGGUGUAUUUACACGAGACACAUACUGCGUAUUGGCCUAAUAAUGCUGAAGUAGCGUGUCAUGACAAAAACUGUGCUAAUAGUCUACUGUGCAGUUAUUAUUAGGCUAAUGCACAGUAAGUGUAACUAAAUAACCAUGCGCUGGUGCUACUGCACAGUAACUUUAGGUAUUACACAUUUAGUUUAGUACUUUAUUGAAGAAGUACUAAACUAAAUGCACAGUAAUGAAUGUGUAGACGUGCCCAAAUACUACUAAAAGAUAUCACCAGCUCAGACAACAAUGGUAAUAGCUGCCAUUCUGUAUUUCCCCAUAGUGCUGCUAUUUCAGCAAUAUACAAUUAAAUUGAUUUGACUUCAUAAUUUGAAUCUAACUGAGGCCUGGAUACGAACUUUGGCUAUUUUACUGCCAUUGGUUUUUAAAGAAGGGUUUGUUACAUAUCAAGUAUCAUUUAUUCUGAUACUGUAUCCAUAUUAACAAUAGGUAGUUUACAUAGAGUAGACACUACAUCUCCUUAAUAUUGCUACUGCUGUUUUGUGUAAAUGUAUAUGGUUAACGUAUUUAUGUUUUUAAUAUUUAGAUUCUAGUUGUGAGGUAAACGGCAGCUGUGCUCUCAGCCUAAACUACAGUAUAUGUGAGCACAACGUGUUUUUUGACCCUCUGUGUGUGUCCAUUGAUAAAUCAAUAGUGAUUUGAUGAUUUCCAGACAGUAUCUUUUUCUCUAAAUAAUAGUGCAAUUUUUUAUAUUAUAAGAUAACUGCAAGCAAGAGACUAGAUCCUCAGCUGAUGUGAGUUGGUAACUCAGUAAGUUUCAGUAGUAUUACACAAAUGUAUAUUAGCUGAUGAGCCGAGCCAAGAAAGUCCAGUUCUGUCAGGUCUAGCUCACUGUCAAUUCUCAAUGAUCUCCCUGGGAAUUGAAGUGCUGAUUUUGAAUUUGUCAAAAAUCAGUAGGAUGGGCCAAAGCUUGUGCUGAUAGUAGCAGCCAUUGUCAUUGACUAGAAUGAUUGUCAGGUGUUGAGGUCCCCUCUAACCUUAUGAUUCCCUGAUCUAGACAACAUAAGCAACUCAGUGAGUUGCCUGCUUUAAUAUUGCACUAAGAAGAAUGAACAAAUGAAUUCAGAACGUUGAGUCUUGCAUCUGUACAAAGUCCUUGCCAGACUGCUUAGAAAAUAAAUUACAAAAUACAUCAUUUUGAAAGCUGAAACUGGUAUUUGUCAGAAUAUUGGACGUUCUUUGGUUAUCCAUUGUGCAUACGAUAAAUUAAUAACUGUGGCAAAUUUCUCUGUUUGGUUUGGGUUACCUUUUUGUAAAGGAAAGCUUUAAUAAUCAGUGCUAUCAUCAACAUUUUUACAUUUGAUAAAAUGUGUCACCUUUGUAUUUAAGAAAGUUAGAAAAAAAGUUUUAAUACAAUAUUGUUAUAAUGACACAGCCUUAAGAUUUCAAAAGGGUACAGAUAGAAAAAAGUAGGCCUUAUGAUUUUUUUAAAAUACUUAAUUGUAAAUGAAACGUUAGCCCAAUGUAUUAUUGUAUUACCUUGUAAAAGUUACUUCUGGUCUUACCCAAACCUGUGUCCAGUUUUGCACACUUUGUCCAUAAAGAUGAGAUAAUGAAGGCUGUUUCAAACUUAUAUUUUUACUUGAUACUUACCUUGAAAUAGUUGCUACAGAUCUGAUUGGAAAUCUUUCACUGGAACAAUUUUUCCAUCUGGGAAAUAAAAAGACAGUUUUGUCUAGCAGAAUUUAUUACACUGUUAAGAUAUCAAUCAAAAUACCUGUAGGACAACCAUUUGGAAAUGCAAAAUUCAUUUAGAAAAAAAUCUUUUUUUAGACUAUUCUAAAGUUAAGAGGCAAUCAAAUUUGAAACAAAUUUCAAAAUGUAAAAAAAUGGGUUUUUACAUUAUUUUGUGGCAUAUCAGUAAUAGAUACUGGCGUAUAAUUGUAACAGUCUAAUAUUUUCUAAAAUUAUUAAAGGCAGCUGCUGCUUAGUAUUAAUUGGAACAUCUUUUUUAGAUCAUUUAAUUACAAAGAGAACAGUUUUGAUUGGAACUUAUCUUUUCUAGAUCAAAAUAAGUAGUAGUUGUCUUCAAUAGUUAACAGUCUAUUUUUUAUUUCAAUUUUCUACAAUGAAUGUUUCUUUUGAAUUUGUUUUAUAGUAAGCUUUAAUUUAAGAAGUGUUUGUUCUGAUUCAAAAUGUCAAAAAAAAAUUAAAAUUCCCUGUGAAAUGAAAACUCCCAAGUUUUGAUUAUCCAUAGUAUAAUAUCCACUAAACACAACCACUAUGUUCUCAGACCCAGCAGUAACCUAACAGAAUUAAUACACAUAUUGGUGUCUUAUCUAUGUAAAAUGGAUUGAAGUAUGUUUAAAUUAUUUUCUUAAAUCAUGCUACAUACCUUUGGGAGUCAGGUAUCAAUCAUACUUACAACAGGAUUUUCUCUAGCAUACACAAGAAAGGCCAAACAGGUUUUAACUGUUUUAUAACAGGGUCUGGAACAUACCAUUUGUAUAAAUCUACCAUAAAUGGUAGAUAUAGGUCAGAUAUAGGGCUUUCUCCUGCCCCCUGGUUAUUCUGACUUAUCAACAUGCAUACAUGAAUUAGGAGGGUUUAGGAUUUCUGCAUUUUAUGACUGAUUUCAUGUGGUCCUUUUAUCAGGAGUACCUUAUGCAAUAAUGCUAUUUAGUGGGCACUUGAAUUUCUUGUCACUGUUUGAAUAGGGUAAUGAAUUCUGGCUAUAUGAUGUGAUUUUUUGAAUUAAUAGGAAGAUAGUAAUUACUAUUGAGCAGCUACAUUUUCAUUUGCAUUUUAUUGGUGGAAAGUGUGUAAUAACAGCAUGGCUCAAGACCAGCCCUUGUCCAAGAAUGCCCUGUGUAGGUCAAGUCUCAAGUUACUCAUUUCUAAAAAGGAGACUGCCUUGAUAGAAUAUAUCCAUCACUACCUACCCUCUAACAAAAAUAAUAGCUCACUCAAAUUUAUCAACUUUAUUUCAAUCCUACUCCUGUUUUUGGAGACAAGGCAACAUUUAGCUUCUUUUGUUGGAGCAUCUUCUCUUUUGAGUUUCUUCAUCCUUUAUAGGCCUUAACCAUGUAGGGAAUUCUUCAUUGGUAGAACCCUGUGCUGCCUCACUAAAGCAAUGGGGCUAAACAAAGACAAUACAGGCCCUCUUUUCCAUAGCUCAUUGCAUGAUCAGUGAUAAAGCUGCCAGUUUCUACAGUAUGUACCUUAUUAGCUACAUUCUUAGUAAUUUAUUCGUGCAUAACACAUGCCUGGAAAGCUACAUAAGAAUAUGGCCUCAAAAAAAUCAGCAUAAAAACAGUUUAAGUAUCUCUUUCUGUUACUGUUCAGUAACUGCAUAGCUGGGUCUAAAACAACAAACCAAACUCCUGCUAAAAAAAUACUAUAUUUAGUACCAGAAGAUGCUGCACUAAAUUCUUAUGGAAACAGUUAUUGAAUGUACUGUAUAACAUCUACUGGCAUUCAUGUUUUUAAAUAGAAAUGUUAACAUUUUUACCCCAAAGUGACUGAAAAUAAAGAAUAUCUUUGUAAAUGA